Molecule: messenger RNA, 2145 nt
Organism: Trypanosoma cruzi
Lineage: Eukaryota; Euglenozoa; Kinetoplastea; Trypanosomatida; Trypanosomatidae
Product: pre-mRNA splicing factor, putative
Exons: 1
Biological process (GO): mRNA splicing, via spliceosome
Cellular component (GO): spliceosomal complex; intracellular anatomical structure
Molecular function (GO): RNA binding; ATP binding
Source: RefSeq, a predicted model, not a curated record
AUGGUUGCGAAUCGUACGUUUGCGUAUGUUUGUAUUUUUUAUUAUUAUUAUUUUUCUCUAUUUUUCCCUAUCUCUGUUGUGUUUGUUUCCUUCUUGUCUACGUAUACACGAUGGCUACAUGUACGCAUGAAAGAAUAUCCGAUGGAUGUACGUCGGCGGCCGCGUGAUGCCUCACUUCUUGCGUCAGCAAGCAAGGCUGCGGCGGGGGAAGAUGGUGUGGGCAUAGAUACGGCAAUGGCAACGGCGGGUUCUCCGAAUGACAUGACGGAAACGCAAGGAACAGGGAGCGAUGAGGUCGAGUUGGCGUACGGCAGUGCUUUUUAUCUCCAGGAGGAAUAUUUGCAGCGGCUGCGUCAACGUAGCCAUCGCCAAGAGGCGUCAGGGGAGGAAAGCGACAAUGAGGACGGCGACAGCAAAGGUGUGACGUCCAAAGGGACGAAGGGGGCGCCGUCAAAUGAGGCAGAUCUCAUGGUGAACACGAGACACCAGCCGCUAUUUUUUCGUCUUGGAAAAGACUUUCCGCCGAUGGCGCCUUCAACAACGCCUGACGAUGGCGAGGAGACAGGGGCAGCAGACGGCCUCUUGACUGCCCUCUCUGUGCAGGAAGACAAUUCGAGCAUCAUCCUGCCCGUCGUGAGCUCCAUGUGUCGACUGGCGCAGAGUGCCACGAAAGGCAGCGCGUCGCUGGCAUUCCUGCGGCGGCAGCAGGAGGUGGAGCGCGCCACACGGGAGGCGAUGGACACGAGCAAAUCAGAUCUUGCACGCCUUUUGCGGAAGGGCGAGGCGGGGCAGCAGGCAGCCGAGGAGCACUUGGGUACCGGCAGUUACUUCUCCAACGUGGAAAUAAAAAAAACCGGGAACGAGGACGGACUAGAAGAAGAUGAAACGGAGAUGCUGCGGCAAAAAGUACGAAAGGAGACAGCAAGGCUUGAACGUAUGGUGGAAACCCCCGCCCAUAAUGCAGUGUCCUCCGCUGCGACAGAAAAGGAGGAUGUUGAAAAAGAGGAACGCUCCCGUCAGCAAGAAAUAACGCUUCGUAGAAGGCAAGAGAAGUUGGAGCGUGUGCAAGAAGCCAGGGACCGCUUGGCAAAAGAGAGCAGCCACGUGGAGGAUUAUGCCGCAAAGCGUUUGGCGCUGAUGGCUUUGCAACGCCAAUUGCCCAUUUAUCGUUGUAAGGAGGAGCUACUGCGCUGUAUUGGCGAGAACCCGGUCUCGAUCAUCAUUGGUGAGACAGGUAGCGGGAAGACGACUCAACUUGUGCAGUAUUUGUAUCAACGAGGCUAUACCAGAGGCGGCGGUAUUAUUGGUUGCACACAGCCCAGGCGUCUUGCCGCCAUUGGGGUGGCACGCCGUGUGAGUCAAGAAAUGGGUUGUGCCUUGGGCACACGUGUUGGUUAUGCCAUUCAUCUCGACGACAACACGACAAAUGAAACUGAAGUGAAGUUUAUGACCGACGGCGUGCUGCUUCGCGAGGUGGUGCGAGAUCCCGAUGUCAGCAAGUACAGUGUCAUUGUCCUGGAUGAGGCACAUGAGCGCUCGGUCAACACCGACGUUUUACUCGGGGUGUUGCAGUCCGCCGUGCGUCGCCGCUCGGACCUCAAACUUGUGGUGACAUCCGCCACGAUGGACAUUUUGAAAUUUUCGAAGUUUUUUGGAAAUGCCCCCUUCUAUGAAAUUCCUGGGCAGACAUAUGACGUUGACGUACAAUACGCCGCGGCCCCUGUAGAGGACUACGUGGCGGAGGCUGUGUUCCGAAUUUGUCAACUUCACAUCCAAAUGCCACUGGAAGGAAAACAUGACAUUCUUGUCUUUAUGACCGGUCGUGAUGACGUGCUUGGGACGUGCGAAUUAGUUCGGCGUCGCCUGAGAGAAAUGGACCCAAAAUGGCUCGAGACGCUUUUGGUGCUCCCGUGCCUCUCGGAGGCGGUGAGCGCGGGUGCCAGUGGUGUACUCGACACCGCACCGCCUGGCAUGCGGAAAUGUGUUGUUGCCACCAACGUUGCCGAGACCUCCUUGACAAUAGAUGGUGUCCGCUACGUUAUUGACUGUGGUUUUAUGAAGACCAAUGUUUUCCGGCCUAAACUCGGCAUGAACACCCUCCAGCGAUACCCCGUCUCUCAAGCGCAGGCGAACCAACGCAAGGGU